Molecule: messenger RNA, 342 nt
Organism: [Torrubiella] hemipterigena
Lineage: Eukaryota; Fungi; Ascomycota; Sordariomycetes; Hypocreales; Clavicipitaceae
Source: the annotation of a GenBank genome assembly
AUGGGUGUUACCAAGACCAUCAUCAAGGAGGGUUCCGGCCCCGUCGCUCAGGUUGGCCAGCGCGUCACCAUUGAGUACACUGGCUGGCUCAAGGACACCUCCAAGCCCGACAACAAGGGCAACAAGUUCGACUCUUCCGUCGGCCGUGGUGACUUCACCGUCCAGAUUGGUGUUGGCCAGGUUAUCAAGGGUUGGGAAGAGGGUGUUACCCAGAUGAAGGUUGGCGAGAAGGCCACUCUUGACAUCUCCAGCGACUUCGGCUACGGUGCUCGCGGCUUCACCGGCCACAUUCCCCCCAACGCUGACCUCAUCUUCGAUGUUGAGCUUAAGAGUGCCCAGUAA